This is a messenger RNA of Syzygium oleosum, 1695 nucleotides long. Its product is annotated as spindle pole body component 110. The transcript is spliced from 5 exons. The record is from RefSeq and is a predicted model, not a curated record. The coding region runs from base 111 to 1223 and encodes 370 amino acids. Lineage: Eukaryota; Viridiplantae; Streptophyta; Magnoliopsida; Myrtales; Myrtaceae.
UCUCUCUCUCUCUCUCUCUCUCUGCUUCACUGUUCUUUCUUCUCAAGAUCGAAACUUUGGCUCUCUCUCUCUCUCUGUCUCUGUGCGUGCUUCUCCUUCUAUGAUUCGCGAUGGUGACCAGGAAAGACGCUUCUGAAGCCUCAUCGGACCGCCGGAAGUGGCGGAAGGUCUUCAACGCGCUCGUGGAGAUGCUAGGGGCGCAGCAGGCGCAGCUCGUGACUCUCGUCAAGGAGAGGAAGCUCCUGGAGGAUCGCAUCAGGAUGCAGCACAGACGUUGGGACUCCGACGUUCGUUUUCUCAAGGACCGAAUCUCUCAGAUGAAGGGGGCUUUGAAGGUGCAAGACAUGGCGCACUUUCUCGGGUCGACAAAGUUGGAUUUCGCUUUAGGGUUGAAGCAAAGGGAGGCCCUUUUGUACAAAUUGAAGUUAGAACAAGCAGAUGAUGAGUUGGCUGAUUUUAGAGGGUGCCUCGAUAUUAUUCCACGGAAAUGCUCUGAACUUGAGGAGAGUGCUCAAUUAAAUAACUCUGCAGAAACCAGAAAAACGAGGAGAGGACUCAGAAGUAGCGAUAGGAAGUCUGCUAAAGAUGCCAAGGAAGUGCAAGAGGAGCGCACGCACUCGCUGGAGGAAGAAAUGAAAAAGUUGAGGCUUGAGUAUGAUAAGCUCCUUUCAGAAAAGAAUUCUGAAGCAUCGGCAUUAUUGGCAGAGAAGAAGUUUGUGUGGCAUCAGUAUAACAUAUUGGAAACUGACUUGAAUGAUAAGUUAAAGAGCAAAGGGGCUGAACUCGAUCUUGCAAAUCAGAAAAUAUCGAGACUCUUUACCAGUAUGGAGAAGCUUGAAAUGAUGAACGGUGAGAAGGAUAAUACUAUCACUGAGUUAAAGAAUAAAAUAGAUGAAAUGGAAGCCAUCUUGGGUAAACGAAAUGAAGAAAUAGCCAGGCUUGCCCAUGAAUCAGAAGUACUGAAGAAGAGCAUUGUGACACCUGUAUUGAGUCGCUGCACGUCAGGAACUAGAACCUCCAAAACAGAGGGAAAAAAUAGUGUUGCUCAUAAACGCUCUGUCGUUGUGAAGAAAGAAACGGGGCAUCCACAAGUCUCUGAUUCUCUAAAAGAUUCCGAAAAGGGAACCGGAAGGUCGAAAAGAAAGGCCAUUGCUAUUGAUACUCCCAAGCUGUUCUCGUCCUCGUUUAAAGUACCCAAAUUGAAGGCCUCAGCUGUGAGAUGACGCACGACGCAUUCCCUUACUCUUAGGUAGGUUGAACUAGAGACGUUAUUGUCUGUACUUAUUUGUCUAACGCACGACGUUCUGGCCGCAGUGUAUUUUAUCACUAUUUUUCUGGAAGUCAAUUCAAUUGACCCUUUAUAGGUUUGGAGAAGCGUUGUGACCUUCCGAGUGAAUAUGCUUUGUAUAUGAGUCUUCAUGUUGAGUUCUUGUGCAACUGUGGACGACAUGAAAGAAGAGAGUCGACUUUUUUUGUCAUUUUCUUGUAAAUUUGUGCGUUUGCUCGCCCAAUGUGUCUAAAGAAUAGAUGCUCUGUGAUCUUCGCGAUGAAGAUAUUCAUGAUUGUAAUGCAAGAGUUCACUAUAGCUUUUUUACCAUCACCCACUAUAGCUCCUUUAAAAAGGCAUGGUAUGCCUAUGAAUUCUUUGUGAUGUAUAUCUACUUCAUGUGAAUGUUACUAUCCAAGUUGUUAUAA